CAAAGAUUUAUUUUCAUUUUUUUUUUUUUUCUACUGUACAUUAUGAAAUAUAGUCAUUGAUGUCACCAGAAUUUUAUGAACAAAAUUAAUUUGUUUUAUUAUUUUUAAUUUAAAUAAAAGAAAAAAAUAAAAUAAAAUAUUUAUUAUUUAGUGGUAUAAUUAUGUGGUACUUUGAUAAUGGCAAAUAGCUGUUGAAACACAAGUGACAGUAUUGAUAAAAAUUAAAUAUGGUAUAAACUUUCUGAUUGUGUUGUCUAGUGAUGAGGAGGAUGAUGAUGAUGUUGAUGAUGAUGAUGGUGGUAGUAGUGGAUGUAUUCUUUUUUAUUGGUAUUAUGGAAGGGAUAACCAACAACUCAGGAAGCAAAUUUAACUCAUUCAAUUCACACCCUUCGUCACGAUUGUAACGAUACCUGUAGUUUUUGAUUCUUAUUUUUUUUUUUUUUUUUGUAUAUAUCGAAAUAAAAAAUAAAUAUAUAAAUUUACAAUAAAAGUGUGUGGAAAUUUGUGUAUAUUUUGUUAAUUUAAAUAAUAAAUAAACUGUAUUAACAAAAUGACUGGAAUUUAAUUAGAUAAAAUAACCAGUUCAAUUAUUGUUAUCAAAUUUAAUUAGUACUUAUAAUUUGCUAAUUGCAUGUUCCGGAUGACUUGAAUCAACUUGUUGCUUUAUAAAUUCAUCAUUAUGAUUUUAAUGAUUUAAUCUAUAUGGAUAAACAAAUAUAUAUCUAAUGUUUAUUAAAUAUGAUAAUCAUAAUUUAAUAUACAAUAAAUAAAUUGAUUUGAGUUUUGACUUUCUAUAAUUAGCUGCUGCUUUUUUUUUUUUUUGUAAACAAGUGUUAAAUUUUUUGUCAAAUUAAUUUUGUUAUUAAAUUUAUUACUUUUGUGUUACUGUUUAAUUUUUUUUUUGCGUAAUUUGUGAAUUUGUGUUUAUGUGCUUGUGUUUUAUUGAGUUUAAAUAGAAAAAAAUGAAAAAUAAUUUAUUUAAUUUUUUUUAAAAUUGUGAAAUUAAUAUAUUGAGUAAUUUAAUUAGUUUCUUUUUUCUAUUUUAAUUAUAUACAUUAGUGUGCAUGAAAAUAUUCAUCAAGGUGAUUGUGAUGUAAGAGAUGCGUCGUGGUGAUAUCGCGGUGAUCGCGAUAGCCCUUAUCACAUUUGGGCUAAUCCAGGCCCCUUAUCAAUCCAGAUUUGUUGGCGCUGUAUUUGUUGGUGCGGCAGUUUGUGCUCGCAUACCAGGUUUAGCUAAAAGCCAAAGGGAACAGUGUAAAAAAGCACCACACACAAUGCCAGCAGUUGGUGAAGGUGCUGAAUUGGGUUUACGUGAGUGUCGUUAUCAAUUUAGGCAUCAUCGAUGGAAUUGUUCUCAUGUUGCAAAUGAAAGAGUAUUUGGUCACGUUGUUGUUGUUGGUAGCAGAGAAGCUGCUUUUACAUAUGCAAUAAGCUCUGCAGGUGUAACAUAUGCUGUCACUGCAGCUUGUAGUCGUGGAAAUAUCACAGCAUGUGGCUGUGAGCCAACAUUAAGAUCAAAACAAUCUUUGCCACCAAAUGGAUGGGAAUGGGGUGGUUGUAGUGCUGAUGUAUCAUACGGAAUGAGAUUUGCGCGUAGGUUUCUUGAUGCAAGAGAAGUUGAAGGAGAUGCAAGAAGUCUCAUGAAUCUACACAACAACAAGGCCGGAAGAAAGAUUGUCAAAUCAUUGCUACAAACUGAAUGCAAAUGUCAUGGAGUAUCUGGAUCAUGUACAGUUAGGACAUGCUGGAGAACAUUGCCUAGUUUUCGUCAAAUUGGUGAUGCAUUGAUGAAAAAAUAUUAUCGAGCAAGGCCUGUUACUGCAUUAACACCAGCACCAUCAACAAUUCAGUCAAUGGUUGAAAUUGUACCGAUACUUGGUAAUGAUGCAAAAACCCAAGGUAAACCAAAUGACAUAAUAAAUGAUCAACCAAAUGAAAGACUUUUGAGAAAAAUAGAUGCAUCAAGACAACCACAUCUUGUAUUAAAAAAAAUAAAAACAAGUAUUGGUAUAAAUUCAAAAAGAAUACCCAAAAGAAGUGAACUUGUUUUUCUUCAACAAUCACCUAAUUAUUGUGAGACUGAUUUGUCACUUGGAAGUCUUGGUACACAAGGAAGAUCAUGUAAUCGAACAAGUAUAGGAACUGAUGGAUGUGAUCUCAUGUGUUGUGGACGUGGUUACAAUACUCAUCAAUAUACUAAAACUUGGCAAUGCAGAUGUAAAUUUCAUUGGUGUUGUCGUGUACAUUGUGACAGUUGUACUGAACGUACCGAGGAAUAUACAUGCAAAUAAUAUGCUUUUAAAAAAAGACUUGAUAAUGAUAAAAAUAAUUUCCAGAAGAAAAAAAAACAAAUGUUAUUGCAUGAAUAAAAUAUAACAAUGUAAUUUA
This is a messenger RNA of Aphidius gifuensis, 2388 nucleotides long. RefSeq names its product protein Wnt-7b (gene Wnt2). Gene Ontology annotation, molecular function: cytokine activity; frizzled binding. Lineage: Eukaryota; Metazoa; Arthropoda; Insecta; Hymenoptera; Braconidae. Gene Ontology annotation, cellular component: extracellular region. Gene Ontology annotation, biological process: neuron differentiation; cell fate commitment; positive regulation of JNK cascade. The coding region runs from base 1101 to 2291 and encodes 396 amino acids. The transcript is spliced from 8 exons. The record is from RefSeq and is a predicted model, not a curated record.